AUGAAUUCUAGGUACCAUCCAUGGUCGUUUCUGAGAAGUCCAGGAUGGGUACAAAUUAAGUGUGAACUCAGGUAAAAACCUUCACUUAUAAGUGAUGAGUAAUAAAUCUUAAUGAGUCCCUUGUUAGCUAGAACGCAACCCUAAAACCUCAUAUGCGUGCAUCAGAUCAGAAAAAAAAAUCGUUGUCGAUCCACAUGAAUUUAUUAGGAGUUGAAGUAAUCUGUCUUGCAGUACUUCUGUAAUUUGAAUUCCCCCGAAACGUUCACGUGCCCGUCGGGCAAGUCAAGGACAGAAUUCCCUGCCCCGAUUGCAAAAUUCAGUAGCCCCAGGUAAUCGGACACGAUAAGCUGAAAACUCGAGAUAGAUUUGUAAUAAAAUGUGAACUGGUUUUCGUCAUCGAUUUUCAAUGACAUUUCCUUCGUCCUUCAGAACUCUCGCUUCCUUUGCUUUUAAUCUCAACAUCGACUGGGAGCUGACUGGGGAACACAAGACUGUAAGUAUCUUAGAAUACCCGGGAUGAGUGGGGAAAAAUUUUCUUGUAUAAGGGUAAAGACGAGAAGUGGAAGAGUAUUCUGACUGUAUACCCUACUGGUCAAUAGAUGUCCUUCAAACAAGCUCUCAGUGCAAGGGAUUUUAAGAGGUGGGAGAAAUGAAACAUUGUUCUUACUAAUAGUUUCUCUCGUGACUAACCAACUCUCACUACCGCGUAUCUAGUGAAUAACAGUGUCUUUUUAACUAAUUUCAUCUGGUUCGCUGAUAACUUACACUUCUACAAGGGACCCGAUUUGUGUUUUCUGUUCUCUUGCGCUGUGUCUGCAUUACACGCCAGUGCUCGCUAGUUUGGUAUAACCGUCUGGCCUUACAUUCAAGAAACACCGAUUAGUUUUCUGAAAUGUUUAGAAUGCUCACCUUAUAAGGGGUUUGUGUGUAAUAUGAAUGGUGUUGGGAACGCAAAAAUUAAUUUGUUUUGGUUAAAGACAAGGAUUUACAGAUGCCGGCUACCUUGUUAUAACCGUCUAGCCUUACAUUGAAGAAACACAUACCAGUUUAUAUGUUAAAAGUGCUCGUCUUAUAGGGGUUUUGUGUUUAAUGAGUGUUGAAAGGAGCAAUUAACUUUCUUUUUUGCUAAAGAUAGAGGUUUACAGGUGCUUUUAUUUAUGAUAGAGAAUUGUUCAGAGUCAGUGUGGAUAGGCAGAGCAUGCAUGAUAUCUGCGUCAUUCCCACGUGAUAUUGUAAAGAUGUUUGCAUUGAGAUACUGUGCAUAUCUUAUGGCUGUAAGGGUAAUUAGGCUUAAAUAUUAAACUGUGUGUUUCAUAGCAGGUUGUAGAUGGGUACGUCAGUCAAAAGAAGUUCCAGGUUAGAUAUUGGUUUUAUUGUCUACAUUUGGCUUUGUACAGCAGAUAUUUCACUUACUAA
Molecule: messenger RNA, 1416 nt
Organism: Porites evermanni
Lineage: Eukaryota; Metazoa; Cnidaria; Anthozoa; Scleractinia; Poritidae
Source: the annotation of a GenBank genome assembly